AUGUAGAUAUAUCAUAUGGAAAAGAGUUAAAAAAAAUGUAAAUAACUAAAAAAUUUGAAUAAAUUGAUGCUAAUCAUCAUAAACUUUUAUGUGAUGCUAACUUAAAUUAAUAUUUACAAAGUGUUACAAAUAUAAAAUUUUUCAGGUAUACCAAAAGUCUACUAUGUUAAUAUUUAAGAGAAUAAAAUAUCAUGGUCAUUGAUUGGCUUGAAUGCUCUUUAGAAGAUUUAUUAAAUUUUUGGAAUAUAAAAUUUAUACUCAAAAUAUCAUUAAUCUGUCAUUCAUUCAUAACAAAAAAUUUAUAUCCAACAAUGUCCUUCUAUAUAAUUUCUUAAUUGUUACAUUUUAAAUAUUCAUAAAGUGUAUUUGAUUAAUUUUGGUUUUACAAAAAUAUACCUUUUGAAAGAUGAACAACAUAGAGACUAUACAGAAGUAAAGUCUUAAACAAUAACUGCAAGAUAUGCUUCUAAAAGUGCUUAUUUAGGCAGAAUAGGGAAGAAGACAUAAUUUAUAAAGCUUGGGAUAUAUGCUUAUACAUUUUAUGACAGGUUCUCUACCUUUAGAAACUUGAAAACUACACAUAAGAAUGAUAAUUAUAAGAAAAUCAAAAAAAAAAUCUUAAAAUAUAUGUAAAUUAAUUGA
Messenger RNA from Tetrahymena thermophila SB210, 642 nucleotides. RefSeq names its product transmembrane protein, putative. The record is from RefSeq and is a predicted model, not a curated record. Lineage: Eukaryota; Ciliophora; Oligohymenophorea; Hymenostomatida; Tetrahymenidae. The transcript has a single exon.